GUCUGCACCAUUGAAAGUUGACAGUUCAGAGGCACUAAUCUGACAAAGGGACGGUAUAAAUCAACAACUGGACGACCAUUUUUGGAUAUAAACAAACACAAACAGUUGGGGAGCAAAAACACAAAACAGGUGGGGAGUUUUUUUUCCGAGUGUGAGCGGCUGCAUGAGACGGAGACUUGUGAGGACGCACGGGCAACAGAGGAAAACCCAGAGGAGGUGAGUGACGGGUUUACCCUCGGAGGGGUAAAAAGAUGACUGUGGUGUCCCAGGAGAACCACGACGACACUGUGGUCGUAACUCCUUUGCUGCAAGAUGCUGCUGACUUGGAAGCAGCCGACACGGAGUGCAGCGAGCGCGUAGUCAUCAACAUCUCAGGUCUGCGCUUCGAGACGCAGCUAAAGACCCUCUCGCGCUUCCCCACCACGCUUUUGGGAGAUCCGCGUAAACGGAUGCGUUUCUUUGACCCUCUGAGGAAUGAAUACUUCUUUGACAGGAACAGGCCGAGCUUUGACGCCGUCCUCUAUUACUACCAGUCGGGAGGCCGGCUCCGGAGGCCCGUCAGUGUACCUGUGGAUAUUUUCCUGGAGGAGUUACAUUUUUAUGAAUUUGCGGAGGAGACCAUCGAACUUUUCCGAGAAGAUGAGGGUUUAUUGAGGGAGGAGGAUCGCCCUCUGCCAAACAACAUAUACCAACGCCAGUUAUGGCUCCUGUUUGAGUAUCCAGAAAGCUCAGGACCUGCUCGGAUAAACGCCAUUGUGUCUGUUAUGGUUAUUUUAAUUUCCAUUAUCAUAUUCUGCAUGGAGACUUUACCCGAGUUUAGAGAAGUCCCACUGGUGCCAGAAACUCACCCCAAUGGGAGUAUCAUCGCCUUUGAGCACAGUCCGUUCACAGAUCCGUUUUUCAUGGUGGAGACUCUUUGCAUCGUGUGGUUCUCCUUUGAGUUCACCAUGAGGUUUCUGUCGUGUCCCAGUAAAGCGGCUUUCUUUAAAAACAUCAUGAACAUAAUCGAUGUAGUGGCAAUAGUUCCUUAUUUUAUCACCCUGGGCCUUGACCUGGCGGAGCAUCAGGGCAGCAGUCAGCAGGCAGCGUCUCUGGCCAUCCUCAGGGUCAUCCGUCUGGUCCGAGUCUUCAGGAUCUUUAAACUUUCCAGACACUCCAAAGGUCUCCAGAUCCUCGGACAGACACUUCACUCCAGCCUCAGGGAGCUGGGACUGCUCAUCUUCUUCCUGAUUAUUGGAGUUGUUUUAUUCUCCAGUUCGGUUUAUUUCGCAGAAGCAGAAGACCCCGAUUCUGGAUUUACAAGUAUACCCGAUGCUUUUUGGUGGGCAGUGGUGACAAUGACCACAGUUGGAUAUGGAGACAUGUGCCCCUCCACCAUUGGGGGCAAAUUCGUUGGAUCGUUGUGCGCCAUUGCAGGAGUGCUAACCAUAGCUCUACCUGUCCCUGUCAUAGUGUCAAAUUUCAAUUAUUUCUACCACAGAGAGAACGAGGAUGAGGAAAACGUUGUGUAUGUGCACGUCACGUGCGGGCAGCAGCCGCAGCCCUCCUUAAGUGAAAGUGAUUCAAACAAAAGCAACCAGUCGCUCUCCAAAACUGAGUCGUUCCAGGAAAGCGACGACCUGGAAACUUUGACACAUCCAAAAGUUAUCCCAGUGGAGACAUACACACUGAGGCUGACAGAGGUAUAAAACGUUUUAAGACGGUUUUAUUUCUGGUAAGUUGUCUUCCAGUGGACAUAUAUUUAAAGGUCCUUCAUGCUGGGGGCUGCAGUUGCUUUUACGCAAACUGUUCUAAAGUGUUUUUCUAAACUUGGAGCCUCAUAUGUUUAUUCUACAGCCCCCACUAAAGUGAGAACAGGCUUAAAUGUAUCGUGAUGUAUUUAAAUGUGGCAAAGGAAGGGAGCAACAACCAAUACACGUGGAACUGUGCACUGCAGCUAUACCUAUAGCCCUGACAUGCAAACAUUUGGGAACCCCUGGGGCACACAGGGCAUAGCUGAAAUACCAGCAGUAGUAAUUGAGCCAUACGCUAACAAACUGAGCAGUCAAUAGAGGAUAACUGAAAACAAUGUGUGCUUAUCUUUAUUAUAUUAUUAUAAUACUACAUUUCUCAGUUUAGUCAAACAUCUUUUGUAAAAAGACCCGCAAAUGGUGUUUACACACGAACCAAACUUCGAGCCAAUCACGCAGCCAAUUCCCAAACGAGUAUAUUGUUAUUUUUUUGUUAGUAAGAAAAGUGGGUUUGUAUUUCGCUUUGAUGACUCAUAACCGCUGUCGCUUUUGGAAAAUUUGAGCUUUUUUGUGUCUGUUUGGACUGUGGAUUGUUGGCUCAAUCCCUCAGGAUACUAUUGUCAAAAGUGUACAUGUUUUACAUAAUAACGAGAUCAGUUAUCUAUAAUUAAAAGAUACAUAUCUUGUAAUCACGGCAUCGUUUCCUAUACUUAUCUCCUAAAAAAACACAACCUCACAUUGAGAGACCCUCAGACUUUGUUUAUUGGGAGCUUGCAACAUGCCUCUAUUUGAAUCUGAUCAGGAAAGUGAGCUGUGAGCGCCCCUUUGUGGAUUAAACACAUCCCUGCACACUGCUCAGACUGCUGGGUAAAAUGAACACUUCAGCUUGUGUAUCUGCAGUGUUGCACCUGGCAUUGACUGAUUUAGGCAUAAGCCCCUGAGAUCAUGCUCUUUGACUGUAUGGAUGCUUGUGAUGGUUAACUAAGCUAAGCAGAAGCCUGACUGCUCUCUCUUACUGUUUACUUAGUUAGUUUUAUUUUCUGCUUACUUGCAGGAGGCAGACGAGUUUGUGAAGCUUGUUUCAGAGUCACAACAAAACCCAAGCGUGGGAUUCUCUUAUCCUCCAAAGUAGUGGAUAAUUUCCUCAUCAAUAAUUGUGCAUUGCCAGUGUUGUAACCUACAGAGAUGGGGGAAACACUUUGGAAUGGUUCAGUCUGCCUUGUGUGUAUAAUCAGAUAGGAAAAACAACAUUCUUUUGUGCAGGCUGUAUAAAUGACCACGCUCUCUGUGUAUAAAAAGCCUUGCAUAUACUGAGUUUUUUGUAAUUCUGAAUCUUCCCUUUUCUUAUGCAGAUUUUUAAUGCAACUUGGAAUGGCAUCUGACCUGUGUUGUGACAAUCAUUCGGAUUGCAUUGCAGCUCGCAGUGUACAGAGAACAUAGCCCACAUAGACAUUACAAUGCAAUGUCUGCAUGACACGAAUGCAUUGUGAAUUUUAAAUGUAAUAAAAUAUUUAUUUUUCUAAU
This is a messenger RNA of Eleginops maclovinus (Patagonian blennie), 3254 nucleotides long. RefSeq names its product shaker-related potassium channel tsha2-like. Gene Ontology annotation, biological process: potassium ion transmembrane transport; protein homooligomerization. Gene Ontology annotation, molecular function: protein binding; delayed rectifier potassium channel activity. The record is from RefSeq and is a predicted model, not a curated record. The transcript has a single exon. The coding region runs from base 252 to 1688 and encodes 478 amino acids. NCBI's taxonomy places the organism in Eukaryota, Metazoa, Chordata, Actinopteri, Perciformes, Eleginopidae. Gene Ontology annotation, cellular component: voltage-gated potassium channel complex; membrane.